Messenger RNA from Perca flavescens (yellow perch), 4736 nucleotides. Its product is annotated as cytoplasmic phosphatidylinositol transfer protein 1. The record is from RefSeq and is a predicted model, not a curated record. The transcript has 9 exons. Gene Ontology annotation, molecular function: phosphatidylinositol transfer activity; phosphatidylinositol binding. Lineage: Eukaryota; Metazoa; Chordata; Actinopteri; Perciformes; Percidae. Gene Ontology annotation, biological process: phospholipid transport. Gene Ontology annotation, cellular component: cytoplasm. Bases 260 to 1300 code for a protein of 346 amino acids.
AGCGUGAUAGGAAGGGACUAUCCUGAACGGAACCGAGAUCAUUUCUGCCCCUACGUUCACGGAGAGAGUGUCCGUUGGUUCUGAUGAAAGAACUCAGCCGUAACUCGGGUGUAUUUCAUAACCCGGGCUAACCAUCCUCACACAUGCGCUGACACAGUAUCCAGAUCUUACACACGGGUGGCGGAGGGAACAUUUGACUCGGUUGGUUUGACACAUUGUUAAUAUUAAGCCUACGAGAGACGCGCAGAGGGGGAAGAAGAUGUUGCUGAAGGAGUACAGGAUAUGCAUGCCCCUCACAGUGGAGGAGUACCGGGUUGGGCAGCUGUACAUGAUCAGUAAACACAGCCACGAGCAGAGUGAUCGAGGGGAAGGAGUGGAGGUCGUCCAGAACGAACCGUAUGAAGACCCGGCACAUGGCCAAGGACAAUUCACAGAGAAACGAGUCUACCUCAACAGUAAAUUACCCACCUGGGCUCGAGCAGUGGUUCCGAAAAUCUUCUACGUGACAGAGAAAGCAUGGAACUACUACCCUUACACCAUAACAGAAUAUACAUGCUCAUUCCUGCCCAAGUUCUCCAUCCACAUAGAGACAAAAUACGAGGACAACAAAGGAUGCAAUGACAAUAUCUUUGAUACCGAGUUGAAGGAGCAGGAGAGGGAGGUGUGUUUCGUCGACAUCGCCUACGAUGAGAUCCCUGAGCGCUACUACAAAGAGUCUGAGGACUUGAGAUAUUUCAAGUCAGAAAAGACGUCGCGGGGGAUUCUUCAGGAGGGCUGGAGGGACACCCAGGAUCCCAUCAUGUGCUCAUACAAACUUGUCACUGUCAAGUUUGAGGUGUGGGGUCUGCAGACACGUGUGGAGCAGUUUGUGCACAAGGUGGUUCGGGAUGUACUGCUGCUGGGACAUAGACAGGCAUUUGCUUGGGUGGAUGAGUGGAUUGACAUGACAAUGGACGAGGUGAGAGAAUUUGAGCGCACCAUCCAGGAGGCCACCAACCAGAAGAUUGGGAUUUUUCCACCGUCGAUCUCCAUCAGCGACACACCCUUGUCCUCCGGUUCCCUCACUGGCCCUGCCAGCGCCCCCUCCACCCCUAUGUGCACUGAUGCGCCUGAGUACCUUCCUGUUCCCAAGGACCGACCACGAAAAAAGUCUGCUCCAGAAACCCUGACCCUUCCCAACCCUGCCCCAAGUGGCAUCCCCCAGGGCUCUACCCUGAGCCCACUACCGGAUUCAAACCACCUUCAAUCAUCCACACCACCCUCCUCCAACUGUGAUCUUGCUGAGAUUGACGAGCAGUAGAGGGUACUUUGGAUGGCUUUCCCCACCCCGUGCUUGACUUAUUCUCACAAACCCAUUGUCUUAGUAGCCCAACAAGUCUAGCCUAACCUCCUAACACCAGUGGCCAGACAUUCAAGUUCUCUAGCCAUAUCUAAUGAUUUGCUAUAAUCCUGGACACACAACAGUCAAUCACAAUAUAAGUCUACAUCAGUGUCACUGAUACCAUCCAAGCGGCUGUAGGCUUAGCCAUCCUGUUGUGGCUGAAAUCCUCUUCUAGUGUGUCUAGCCAGCCACAUGUCUCAUCUAUUAUAACAACCACCUGUGAUGUCUAAUCAAAACAGAAUGCAUCCCUAAUUAUUUUUGUAGAGCGGCAGUUCUUUGUUAUAUGAAUACAUUAUUCUUAGUGUUUCCUUAGUUAUGUUUUCUUCAAUCAGACAAACUGAUUGCUUUCAAACUGUUGAACUAUGAAGUAGUUGCCUUAGCACCACAGAGCCAGUGGUGUUUAUUAGUCUUGCCAAUGUGUGCAAAUGAAUGCCUGACAAAUAUUAGAAUUUUUCAGUCUGUAAAAUGGCUGUAUAUAUUAAAUUAGAAAUGAAAUCAAUUACACAAAGUAAAGUAGCACAGUAGAUAUAAUAUGUUAGAGUAACACACACCAGAAAGACAGCUAAGUACCCUCAUAACAGAGCCACUUAGCAACUGUUUCCUGAGCUGUCCAAACUGGCCUGCGGAUCAGAUUGCACCAAUCCUUUCCAUCCCAAACUCCAAUUAUACAACAGAUGCAAGAUCAGUACAAUCAUAGAGAGUUUACACCUCAGGUUUCCUGACUCUACCAGACUCGCACUCCAAAGGCAGGGAUAUUACUUUACCUUUCUCCCCCUGCCUCUUGCCAAACAGUGACUUUUUAUACCUCCACAGAUAUUACAAUACACCAACUAUUGUAUGUACUAUACCAGUAUACUUAACCCUUGGAAUGUUUACACAUCAGAAAUCAUUUGCAUAUUAGCAGUAACGUUGUACCUUAAGCUGUUGUUAUCUGCACUUGCGGUUUUAGCAUGACAGUUUAAUGUUUCUAAAAUGUAAUUUGUUGAAGUUUAGUACUGCAUAUAUCUUACUCAAGUUGACUCAGAGGCCAGUACAAAAAAAUAAUAAUUAAAAUGUUGCCUGAAACUAAUGCUGGACAUCUCAUGUGACAUAAACAUGAUCCAAUUUUAUCAAAUCAGCAAAUCACUUUGUCAUAUGUAGGAACAAGGCCAUUUUGGGGAGUUUUUAAGCAUUGACUGAUCUUUGUGCACAUUGGAGGUAAUGACUACUCAAAGCUUGAUUUGAGGAGAAGGGCACAUGCAUCAAGCUGACUUGAGUAUGUGCUUUAAUAGCUGCAUAGUGUUUGCAGAAGUGUGGAUACAUUUUACUUUGCCAGUGAUGGUUGAUGGUUGGUAAUACUGACCUAGUGUUUUGGUAGGCGCGGAAAAUGAUUUUGAAACGGGAACAUCUUUUGCAGUGCCCCUGUAUUUGUGCUGGGCAUGUACUGUUAGUUAAUCUGAAAGGAGAAAUAAAUACAUGAGGACAGCAAGUUAUUCUUUGAAACCCCUUUUUUCCACACAUUGGCUACUCAAAUAAAGGGUUUUAUAUGCUGCAUGGAAUGUUCACAACAUAUCUACAUAUUAUGUGAAGCAUAUAUGUAUAUAUUGUAAAUUAAUGGAUUGGUACAGUAUAUUUGGUGAUGCUGUAGGGAAAAUAGUGAAUGCCAACUUUGGAAACUCUGUACUAAUUUUGUAUUGUAGUAAAAGCAGAUUUUGAGUGAAACGUAAGCAUGCUCAGAAUAUAGACCUACAAACUCUUUCAACUCAGUGCCUCUGCAUGCAACUAUUGUAUCAUCACCAUUUCUUUGCCUGUUUUUUUUAUCUCAAAUGUUGCAUAUUACCAAUAAUAAAUGGGCUACGGCCCCAUAACACACAAGCCAAACUACUACAUAAUCAGAUCAAAUUAAUUGCAUCAAACUACAUCAUCUGACUCUAAAGUAUCAGGGCUUACUUGUUAUUCUAUUUCAAGUAAUUAGAAUAUUUUUGUACCCUAUUCUUACCAAUUACUUCUUACUUUACAGUGCAAAUGCAUUUUGCACUUUCCAUUCUUUAACACCUCAUUUGACAAUGAAGAAAUGUGUUACAAAACAGUUUUGUGGGGUUUGUUGGACCAAAGUCCUAUAAAACAGUAUAGUGACUUAAAAGAGGAUAUUCGAGGAGAGAGUCCUCAGUGGUUUUGCCAUAAAAUAUUGUUAAUAUUAUGUACUGUUUCUCACUUGCUUUUGUUAAACAAAACAACUGUAGCUAUUUAUCUGUAACGGUAGCUUUUGUCUUUGCCUUUUGAGGAUACAAAUGUUAUAUACCAGUUAUUGGCCCUCUGUAUUGAUCUAUUAUGUAUAGAUUUUACAUACUUACAACUCUGGUAUUGACCAUCUCUCUUGUCAGGAACACAGAGAUCCAGGGAUAUGUUUGAUCUACCAUGGGCUGUUAAAAAUAAUGCAAAAUAAUAUCCAAUUGUGUAACAUUAAGCUUUGCUCUGUUUAAAAGAGUAACAUAUUAGUUAUUGUAAAUACUAUUGUUAAUGGCUGAUAUAGUAGGUUUCUUACAUUUAAUCUGUUCUAAGUUGCAUUACUGAUGUGACAUGAAUGUGCUCAAAGAUUUCAAAUAGACAGAGAAGGAUAUUCUUUAGUGUUUGUGCGAUAAAGAUAACUGCUCCACAGACCUGAUUUAAAGGUUUGUUUUAAUGUGUCUUUAUCUAUGAUGUUGUUAUCUAUUGAGGAUACUAAAUUCCGUUAAGUUUACUCUUCUCAAUCAAGUUUCAAGGUUCCUCAUAGUGGUGCACUUUGGACUCUCCAGUUGCUUUUUCAUGCCCUUGCAGGGCAAAAUUAUUUGUACCAGUUGUAAACAAAUUGCUUUUCUUUUUAGUAGGGUGUCAGCUUUGACGUUUUCUUGCCAUGGUAAUUGAGAGGUUAUUGGCUUUUCUGUUGUUUCUUUAGUAAACCUGCUGUACUUUGAAUUUGUGGUUGCUGUAUUGUUUGAAGGAAAAUCUAAAUUUGUUUCUCAUUAAUACUUUGGAUAAAAGGACCAAGCUUUUUGCUCCUCCUCCCCUCCCCCGAUACAGUUUGCAUUCAGCCAGGCUGUUGUGCUGUCUCCUGAUAACUGGGACCUGUCUCACCAACCAGGAUCACUGAGUUAUGUAGUGUACGGAACUGUUCUGUGUUGGCGAUCAGAUCCGCUUUCUCGAUUAAUCCUGCUUUGUGAAACAGGCCCUAAGUGCCAUUUGUUUUUGACUGCUGGAAGUCGCUCUUAGUUCUUCCACUUUAACUAUUAUUGUAAUUGUUAUAUUUUACUUCCCUUUGAGGUUCAUUUGGUUCUUUGUUGUAAUUAUUGAUAUACUUUUUCUGAAAUAGAUAAAUAAACUUUACUAGCUAUUGCAA